This is a messenger RNA of Urocitellus parryii (Arctic ground squirrel), 1579 nucleotides long. NCBI's taxonomy places the organism in Eukaryota, Metazoa, Chordata, Mammalia, Rodentia, Sciuridae. The record is from RefSeq and is a predicted model, not a curated record.
CGAUCCAGAUGCCUACCCUUACCCAAUGCUGUUGAUAAAAUCAGGAUGGCUUUAAACUCAGGGCCGUCCCCGAGCGUCGGGCCUUACUAUGAAAACCACGGAUACCAACCCGAAGCCCUCUACCCAUCGCAGCCGGCCGUGGCUCCCAAUGUCUACGCUGCGUAUCCAGCUCAGUACUACCCGUCCCCGGUGCCCCAGUACACCUCCAGGGUCCCCACGCACACUUCGACACCUGGCAUCUACCGGCAGCCCAAGCCCCCUCCGGGGACAGUGUGUACCACAAGGGCCAGGAAAGUCCUGUGUGUCACUCUUGUCCUCGGGACCUUCCUUGUGGUCACUGUGAUAGCUGCUGUCCUGGCCUGGAAGUUCUUGGAGAACAAGUGCUCCGCGCACGAGAUGGAGUGUGGCUCCUCGGGGACGUGCGUCAGCCCCUUCUUCUGGUGUGAUGGCAUCGCGCACUGCCCCAACGGCGAGGACGAGAACCAGUGUGUUCGCCUCUACGGACCCAACUUCAUCCUCCAGGUCUACUCGCCGGAGCGGCAGGCCUGGCACCCCGUGUGCCAGGAUGACUGGAAUGAGCACUUCGCCAGGGCGGCCUGCAAGGACAUGGGCUAUAAGAACAGCUUUUAUUCCACGCGGGGGAUCGCGGACGACAGCGGUGCCGCGAGCUUCAUGAAGCUGAACGCGAGUGCUGGCACCRCCGACCUCUAUAAAAAGCUCUACCACAGUGAUAGCUGCUCCUCAAACACAGUGGUUUCUUUACGCUGCGUGGAGUGUGGUGGCCCCUUUCUGCGGCGCCAGAGCAGGAUCGUGGGUGGAUCCAACGCCAACCUGGGCAACUGGCCCUGGCAGGUCAGCCUGCACGUCCAAGGCGUCCACGUCUGCGGAGGCUCCAUCAUCACCCCUGAGUGGAUUGUGACCGCUGCCCACUGCGUGGAGGAGCCUCUCAACAGCCCGCGGUACUGGACAGCAUUCGCAGGCCUUCUGAGACAGUCCUCCAUGCUCUAUGGAAGUGGAUACCGGGUGGAGAAAGUGAUCUCUCACCCCAAUUAUGAUUCCAAGACCAAGAACAACGAUGUUGCGCUUAUGAAGUUGCAGACACCGCUGACGUUCAAUGACAGGGUGAAGCCCGUGUGCCUGCCCAAUCCUGGCAUGAUGCUGGAGGCACAACAGCCAUGCUGGAUCUCGGGGUGGGGGGCCACCUAUGAGAAAGGGAAGACCUCGGACGUGCUGAACGCUGCRAUGGUGUACCUCAUUGAGCACUCGCGCUGCAAUAGCAAAUAUGUCUACAAUAACCUCAUCACGCCGGCCAUGAUCUGUGCUGGGUACCUGCAGGGCAGCAUCGACUCCUGCCAGGGGGACAGUGGAGGGCCGCUGGUCACUUUGAAGAAUGAAGUCUGGUGGUUGAUUGGGGACACGAGCUGGGGAUCUGGGUGUGCCAAGCCUAACAGGCCCGGAGUGUACGGAAACAUGACGGUGUUCACAGACUGGAUCUACCGACAGAUGAGGGUAACUUCCUGUCCUUUCCACGGGGUUUUCGUCUCCUUGWGAGGGGGCCAGCUUCUGCUGUGGCAAGCUG